AUGGCUUUGGAAAGGUCUGCAUUGUGCAAGUUGGCUCAAAAGAACUUAGAGCGGAAGAAAAUGGAGCUGUUGGAGAAAGAGCUCAAGAGAAGGAGGCAAACAGAAACAUCCUUGCAGCUGCCUCCACAGACAGUUGACACUGGGAAUGCAGAAGAAGCAAGCUUUAGCCUACUGCCUGUCAAUGGCACAACCUCCAGUGUGCAGAGAAAACACCCUGGUAGUGCCUUGAAGAAGAAGGUCUUGAGGAAGCAGGACAACGUGCCCUUACUGCCCAAUAUGCCCAUCAUCCAUGGGAAUGGCAUCUUCCCAUGCAAGUUUUCGGUGACCUGGCAGACGGCCACUGGUGCCAAGCGUCGAGAGGAGCCGCUGUGUGGGAACAGGCAGAAGGACACAGCCUCUUGUGACCCACAGCAGGCCUUGCUCAAGGCACUCUCCUUGCUGGGCAGCAAUGACUGGGAGCUGAAGGAGAAGGCACUCUCCAGCAUCCAACAGCUGGCUGGGUCCCAUUCAGAAGUCGUGCUUUGUAGACUUUGUGAAAUUUGCCUGGCAGUCACCAGCGAGGUGAGCAACCUCCGCUCCAAGGUGUCCUACGCUGCAAUCAUCACUCUUGGAGAGCUCUUUGCAACCUUGAAGAAGGACAUGGACUCCGAGGUGGAUGAGGUUGCUCAGGUCCUGCUCCUGAUGGUUUGGAAUUCCCCAGAGUUUGUUGAGAAAGCAGCCAAUCAGACCCUGGGGAUCAUGGUUGAGAAUGUGACUCCUGCACAAGCACUGGCUGCUCUCAUGGACAGGGGAGCCAAGAGCCGCUACGUCCAGGUGCGGAAGUGUGCGGCCAAACUCCUCCUGUCCUUGAUGGGGACAAUUGGAGUCACGAAGCUCGCAGACACACCCAGGGCUGAGAGCCUGGCGCAGGUGGCAGGGAAGCUUGCUCAGGACGGUCACAAGGACACAAGGCACUAUGGACAGGAGAUGGUGAAGAUGUUGCUAAGUCAUCAAAAAUUUAAAAGGCUUUUGGAGCAAUCUGUUUCUACCUGUGACCUGGAAGAUAUUCUGACAAGAAUUAAGAAGAAAGAGAUGGAAAACCAGAAGAGUGAAGGCCCAUCUGUCAAGAUGCUGGUGAAGAAGAGCAGCGAUUCCUCAAAGAAGCCCCAGGCCACAUUGCCUUCAGUAAACGAUAUGCCCCUGUUCAUCUGUUCAGAUGCAUCUGAGCUACUGUUACAGAUUGUCAUGCCUGGUGUAGAGACACUUCUCCAGAGUGAUGAGUUUCCUUAUUAUAAGACACACAGGUCCCAUAUGAGGAGGCAUUUAAACCUGGAAAUUUUUGAUUAUUUUGUCCUGAGAAUAUCUGACAGCCACAAGAAGGUGAAGCAGAAGGUGCUGGACGUGCUGUCAGAAAUCAUAGGCAUCCUAUGCCUUGAGCCCGUGCUUGUGGAAUGGGUUUAUCCCAGGAGCCCUGAAGUCGUCCAGCGCUCCGCCCUGCCCGUGCUCUGGUCCUUCCUGGGGAACAAGGCGCUGCCUGUCCGAAGAGCCAAUGUCCGCACUGUGGUCACCAAGCUUGCCUCUGCCCUCCACGAGGUGAUGGGCACCAAGCUGAGGAAGUGUGCUGCCAGCCAGCCUCCACAUGUGUGGGAAAACCUCUCCAGCAUCUUGGGCUGGUGA
Poecile atricapillus (Black-capped chickadee) is the source of this 1656-nucleotide messenger RNA. Its product is annotated as TOG array regulator of axonemal microtubules protein 2-like. Gene Ontology annotation, cellular component: cilium; cytoplasmic microtubule. The coding region runs from base 1 to 1656 and encodes 551 amino acids. The transcript has 12 exons. Gene Ontology annotation, biological process: microtubule cytoskeleton organization. The record is from RefSeq and is a predicted model, not a curated record. Gene Ontology annotation, molecular function: microtubule binding. NCBI's taxonomy places the organism in Eukaryota, Metazoa, Chordata, Aves, Passeriformes, Paridae.